AUUUUCAUGAUGGAACCCAUCCGUGAAGCCGCCGGAAAGAUGACGCAGCACUGCCGGAGAAUCGUCCACGUCAACGUCCGGUGGAGAUGGCUAGAGAGGGUGUCGAUUUUCCGGCAGCUAUUCCGGUUUAUUUGGGAAAGGAUUCUAGUCUGCUCCACCGGGAGGCCCGGACGUUACCGGAAGCUUUCCCGCCGGCCUGCCUCUCCGGCAACGGAGGCCGCCGAUUCCGGGCAGAGCCCCGACGAUCCGACUUGCAGUGGAUACGAAACGGAUUCGGAUUUGGUGACCCUGAAGAUCAGCAUACUGGGGGACUGCCAAAUCGGGAAAACAAGCUUUGUGGUCAAGUAUGUAGGCGAUGAACAGGAGAAGAGAAGCCUGGGGAUGAAAGGGUUAAAUCUAAUGGAUAAAACGUUAUCCGUUCGAGGAGCAAGAAUUGCUUUUCGAAUAUGGGAUGUGGGAGGUGAUCGUGGGUCACUCGAUCAAGUCCCCAUUGCUUGCAAAGAUGCAGAAGCAAUUUUGUUCAUGUUUGAUCUUACUAGCCGGUGUACUCUAAACAGUGUAAUUGGAUGGUAUAGUCAAGCAAGAAAGUGGAAUCAGACGGCGAUUCCCAUACUAAUCGGCACCAAAUUCGACGAUUUUGUCCGACUUCCGCCGGAUUUGCAGUGGACAAUUGUGACCCAGGCAAGGGCUUAUGCAAGGGUCAUGAAGGCAACACUGUUCUUCUCAAGUGCCACACACAACAUCAAUGUGAAUAAAAUCUUCAAGUUCAUCAUGGCCAAGCUCUUCAACUUGCCUUGGACGGUGGAGAGAAAUUUGACCAUUGGAGAGCCAAUCAUCGACUUCUAA
Thlaspi arvense is the source of this 846-nucleotide messenger RNA. The record is from the annotation of a GenBank genome assembly. Lineage: Eukaryota; Viridiplantae; Streptophyta; Magnoliopsida; Brassicales; Brassicaceae.